Molecule: messenger RNA, 786 nt
Organism: Brugia malayi
Lineage: Eukaryota; Metazoa; Nematoda; Chromadorea; Rhabditida; Onchocercidae
Exons: 6
Coding region: 1-786 (261 amino acids)
Biological process (GO): GPI anchor biosynthetic process
Cellular component (GO): endoplasmic reticulum; membrane
Source: RefSeq, a predicted model, not a curated record
AUGAAGGAAUUCGCAGAAAUGUUUGCUGCGCUAUAUCAGUUAUCCGUUCUGAUCUCUUCAUUUGCAAAAUACUCCGCAGUUGUUUCCAGACUGCAAUGUAAAUGGAAAGGUUCGUGUCGGACACAGCGUCAAAUUCUGGAUACUGUCAUUGGUGUAACCGUUUGGAAAGAACUGACGGAAGUCGAUUUUUUUUCUGAUUACAUUUGGGAUGGACUUGCAAUGAUGAUUACUAAUCUAGAGAAGCUGAUACGCUGGCUCACAACAUAUCCCGCUGGCUUAAAAUUAAAUGCUCAUUUGAAUACCAUAUUAUCACAGUUCUUUGUAUAUCAUAUCUAUUUAUGGCAAACUUAUUUAUCAGUAGCAAGUGUUUACAUUGGAUUUGGUUUCAUUUCUUUAUCGUGUUUCUUUGGCUUAUCUGUUUUUUUCGCUGCUUUAUCUGAUCUCUUUCGGCUACUCACCGUGCAUAUAUACUGCUUUCAUAUUUACGCUUUCAAGAUGGCCACACUGUCAAUAAUGUCAAUAAAAUCACUUUGGAGAUUAUUUCGUGGACGGAAAUAUAAUCCUUUGCGCAAGAGAGUUGAUUCAGUAAAACUGGACGCGAGACAGCUAUUCAUAGCUACUUUAUUUUUCACCAUAUUACUUUUUCUUCUUCCUACGAUACUUGUUUAUUUCUUCAUAUUUUCAUCGCUGCAUUAUGGAGUGUGCGCUAUACAAAUGCUCCUCUCGUUGCUGUCGAUUGUUCAGGAUAAAAUCAUCUUCUGUGUUUUCAAACAGCAUUAUAACUGA